AUGUUUAAAACGACAUCAACAAAUAUUACACAUUAUUAUGCUUUGCCAUCAAAUAUUGAUCUCGAUACAUAUGACUUGGAAAAUAUAGAGACGAACAAUUUAGCCAAACGUAUCGAACUUGAACCGGGUGCUAUUUAUAAACUUCGAGUUGCUGGAAUUAACGCUUGUGGUCGAGGUUCAUUUAGCGAUCCAUCAGCAUUCAAAACAUGUUUACCUGGCAGUCCUCCUGCUCCAUCCAAUAUAAAAAUUAGCAAAACGUUAGAUGGUGGUGCACAUUUAACAUGGGAUCCGCCUCAAAAUUCUUCAUCAAUGAUUACUGGUUAUGCUGUUUAUUUAGCCGUAAAAAAUCCAAAAGAUACUGAUAUGUCAUUUGCAUCACAAAAACAAACUCAAAUGGCUUUUGUACGUGUUUAUAGUGGAACAAGUCCGGACUGUUCCGUUCCCUCACAACAAUUAUUAACAGCACAUUUAGAUUCGAGUUCAAGUUCAAAGCCAGCUAUUAUAUUUCGUAUAGCAGCUCGAAAUGAAAAAGGUUAUGGACCAGCUACUCAAGUCCGAUGGUUACAAGAUCAAAAAGAUAAUUCAUCAAACAUUAAUAACCUUUUAUCACCUUCUGUAUCAGUCACCGGUGGACAAGCAAUUAAUUUUAAUCAUUUAGUGGGUGCUCCAACUACUUCACAGUCAACAGGAGGGGCUGGUUCAUUAAAACGAACUUCGUCUAGUUCAUUACAAACAAAUGGUGCAAAAAAAUUACGUGGUGGAGAUACAUGA
Messenger RNA from Didymodactylos carnosus, 771 nucleotides. The record is from the annotation of a GenBank genome assembly. Lineage: Eukaryota; Metazoa; Rotifera; Eurotatoria; Philodinida; Philodinidae.